Messenger RNA from Centropristis striata (black sea bass), 3193 nucleotides. RefSeq names its product mitochondrial fission process 1 (gene mtfp1). Gene Ontology annotation, biological process: mitochondrial fission. The coding region runs from base 101 to 598 and encodes 165 amino acids. The record is from RefSeq and is a predicted model, not a curated record. Gene Ontology annotation, cellular component: mitochondrion. NCBI's taxonomy places the organism in Eukaryota, Metazoa, Chordata, Actinopteri, Perciformes, Serranidae. The transcript has 4 exons.
CCCCUUCACUGUCAGUACCGUGUGUCGGCUUUCUCGCUGCUCUCACCGAGUUUAUGUAGUACAGCACUAGGGGAUGGAGUAACGUUAAAGACAGGAAGGCAUGGAUCCCAUUGAAGAAAAAACAAGCAAAACGGUUGACAUUUAUCGCGACACAUGGGUCCGCUUCCUAGGCUAUGCCAAUGAAGUCGGGGAGGCUUUUCGUGCUCUGGUACCAGUGAGUUUUGUUUGGGGCAGUUAUGCUGUGGCCACUGCCUACGUUACUGCUGAUGCUGUGGACAAAGGGAAGAAAGCAGCUGUGGUCCACGGGGACAACCCAGGGAAGACAACACGGGUAGCGGUGGCGGUGGUGGACACGUUUGUUUGGCAGGCUCUUGCCUCUGUGAUCAUCCCGGGCUUCACCAUUAACCGUGUGUGUGCUGCGUCACUGCACCUGUUGGGCAAAACCACCAAGUGGCCCCUUCCUGUCCGCAAGUGGACCACUACAGCUAUAGGCCUCUCCACUAUCCCCUUCAUCAUCACUCCUAUAGACAGGUCAGUGGAUUUCCUGCUCGACUCGAGCCUCCGGAAGGUCUACAAUGAGGAAGAGAAGCACAAAUAAGGAGGAUCAUGCAGGACAAAUUGUCCGCUCCUGGGUAGAAAGCAGUCCGGCCAACGUAGACCUUUGCUGGUUUUCCACCACUGUGAAGCACUAAAGCGUGAAGAAGAAUUUCAUGGAGCAAGACUCCACAGGUAGUCAAAGAUACGUGUAAUAUAACUGAUAUUUCAGAAUUAUAACAUUUAUAUAAGUUAAAAGUGAAAUCCUGCUUCAUUAAAUGUCCCUUUGGGGAUCCGUGACUUUAACCUCUCAGGGCAAUCUGGAAAGCAACACCAAAUAAAAAAAAAAACAGCUUAAGCAGGAAUGUAACAGUAUGAAAUAUGUAUAAAUAGUUACAGUAAAAUCCUCCUUUUUAAAGUAUUCUUUGUGCUGUUAUAUUCCUGUGAUCGUCGUGGUUGCCCUCAUGGUCCAGAGUUGUGAACUCACCUCAUGUCGAGAUGUCAAGGUGAUGAAAUACAAAUCCACACCUGCUGUGUUUAUUAGCCAUACUGAGUGGUACUGUAAUGACAGGCCAAAAAAAAGCCAGUUUGCCAUAAUGUCCCUCUUAUUCAUUACUUACAUUUUGUGUUUGACUGUUUUUGUUUCUUUCUGAAAAAGUGACUGUUUCUUUGAAUUAGGGCUUGGUGUAGUUUAAAAAAUGACAUGCUGAACUUCCAACAUUUUUUUUAGAUCUGGGUACAUAAAGAUCACGAAUUGUCUGACUAGAGACGUUACGAUAAUACUUGGUACUGGAACAUUUCUAUCAAUACCUUAAAGGUAUUGAGUACCGAUACCUAGCCCUACUUUAAAUUAGAUGUUCCAAGUAUCUUCUGAUGCACUUUUUCAUUGUUUGAUUCUACUUUACUGGUCACGGGAGCCAAGGUUUACACUGGGAGCAUUUUUUUACUCUGUGGUUACAAUCUGUAUUAUUCUAAAUGGUAUAUGGGUCGCUUAAAGGGACAGUUCACCCCAAAAUAAAUUUAAAAAAAAGCAACAUUUUUCCUCUUACAUGUGGUUCUAUCUAUCCAUCUAGAUAGUGUAAGUUGACAAGUGGUGUAGAUAUCGGCUGUAGAGAUGUUUGCCUUCUCUCUAAUAUAAUGGAAAUAUGUGGCACUUUGCUUUUGGUGCUCAAAUAAAAAAAUCUAUAUAAAAAUCUAUAAAAAAUCUAUAUUUUUGAGUCUGGGGUGAACCGCAAAUAUUUGUAGUAACAUCAAGUAAAACUUAAUAAGUAUUUAAACAAAAAUUUUCCCACUAUCUAAACUGAUGGCCAAUAAGCCUGUAGUUUGUAAUCUUAGUCUACAAUACUGUAACAUCUUUAGUCUGAAAAUUUUGACAUCGGAGUUUCUGUAACAUAUUUAAAGCUGCUUUGAAAUAUUAUUCUCCAUUUACUUUGGGUUUUCCAUCAGGAGAUUUUCUUCUAAUACAUUUACAUUCAAUCUAGUGUUUAACUUCCCCAAUACUUAUGGAGGUCAGUGUUGCACCUAUGCAGAAACGGGUUUAAGGGAUUCUUUUACAAAUACGCAGAUAAUAUAUGUAUUAUUUCCAAUGCUUUUCUUUGAGGAGCCAAGUCAUAUACUGUAUCUCAUGCUGAACUAUGCAAGGUAAACUUGGGCAAUAGCUGUAUACAUGUGUGAGCGUUGCAUAUUAUGGGGCUUGUUCUUCCUCUCUUAAAAUAAGGGAUGUGGUUACACAAUGUUGUGAAAUAAAAAAGGAGAUCUGAUACAAAAUGUAGCUUGAAAUCAAACAAAGAGGAGCAUGCUGUAUUGGGAAUGGCUCUCAUUGCCAUUUUUUUCUGUCAGUAAACACCAGUGUGUCACUCCAGCAAUAACUUUGUUUAAUGUGUUUGUGUCUCACCAUAUUCUCUUUGCUGUGAAGGAUGUGGUUUAACCUUGUCACAGAGGGACAUAUGCUGAAAGACAAGAUUGUGAAAACUCGGGGUGCACCAAUUAUGUUUGUUUUUGCUGAUGCAAUCGUUCAAUGAUAUAUAGUAACAUUCACUUAAGCACAAAGCUUGCUUUACUUUGUAUAAGUGUAGGGGUGUAGAGCUUUUUCUAGCCAGCAAAUUUGGCUUGCAAUAGCAGGGAAAGCACCAAAGUCUUUGCGUAGUUUGUGUCACUGAUUAAUUGUGCACAGUACCACUAAAAUGUAAUGCACCUAUAAUUAAUGUUAUGAAUUAUAUCUGUGCUUCUGCUGCUGUAAUAAGCAAAUUGGUGCACCCUUUGUGAAAAUCUCUAUAUAUUCAUAAACAAUUUUAACAUUUCAGAUUGUAAACAGAACUUCAUUGUAUUUUUAUUGUUGCAUGCUCCAACUAGAAAGGAACAGUUUACGUUUUUUUUUCCAAAGAUGUUUUUUUAUGUGGCAGUAUGUUUGGAAGUGGGUUUUUAUGAGUCACAUUUUCAGCCUUAACUGAAAAAAAAGUUCAAACCUCAGACUUUGUGCUGUUGUUCACAAUGUGGAGAUUAUUGUUUUUUCAAAUGUGAAAACAACUGUUGAAAGCUGAAGCUCCAUUCGUCAUAAUGGACACCCAAUGUUCAGCAGUCACCUCCCGUACCUUCUGUAACACCUUCUGGCACACAGGAGGGUAAAAAACUGUUGUGAAAUAAAUUAUCUGAUGACAAA